AUGUGUCGAUUUAUGAUAUAUAAAGGUAGAGAAGAAAUGGUACUUUCUGACUUACUCACAAAACCAGCUCAUUCCAUAAUCAACCAGUCAUUUGAUUCAAGAUUACGAUUAGAUAUGCGAAACCCCGUCAAUGGUGAUGGAUUUGGCGUUGGUUAUUAUUCAGAAAACCGUCAUCCUUGUAUAUUUAAGGCAAUAACACCAGCAUGGAAUAAUGUCAAUUUGAACAAUUUAGCAGAGUGUACUGAGUCUAGUCUUGUAUUUGCUCAUGUUAGAGCAUCUACUCAAGGGGUUUUGGCAGAAACUAAUUGUCACCCUUUUUCAUAUGGGAAAAUAAUGUUUAUGCAUAAUGGGGGUGUAUCGGCAUUUAAUUUGAUUAAAAAGAAAUUGAUCAAUCAUUUGGAAGAUAAAUUUUUCCUACAUAUUCAAGGAUCAACAGAUUCAGAAUGCUGUUUUGCAUUGUUUGUUGAUACGUUAUAUAAAAUGGGUUAUGAUCCAGAAGAUUUGUCAGUUAAAUUUUCCCAUUCAAUUCUCCGCAAGGCAUUAUUAACUACUAUCGAUUUGAUUAAAACAUGGCAAUGUCAAGUCACCAAUGAGCCAUCCUUGUUGAAUUUUGCCGCAACUGAUGGGGAAUCUAUUGUGGUAAGUAGAUAUAUUACUUCCAAAACUGAUGAAGCUGCUUCUUUACAUUUUAGCACUGGAUCAAAGUUUUUCGAAUAUCAGCCAGGAUUGUUUAAAAUGGAAAGAUUAAACCGAUCUCAAGAUGUCAUAUUUGUUUCUAGUGAACCAUUAACAUUUGAACGAGGUGAUUGGUUAUGUGUGCCCACUAACACAAUUUUGACAAUAACUAAUAGAAACACCGUGUUGAUGCACCCUAUAGAAGACGAGUUCUAUGAUGGAGAAGUUCAAAGAUCUUCUGGAUUAGCCAUGAGCAAGGGCCUUAUUGGUGGCGUUCCUAUGAAAGAUGUUGAAGUUGAUUCAACACUUGCUGAAGUGCCUCCAUUGGAUAGAGAGGGUAGAGUUGCUGUCAAUGUAUAA
Messenger RNA from Candida dubliniensis CD36, 1035 nucleotides. It is a transcript of the gene DUG3, whose product is annotated as glutamine amidotransferase subunit. Lineage: Eukaryota; Fungi; Ascomycota; Pichiomycetes; Serinales; Debaryomycetaceae. The record is from RefSeq and is a predicted model, not a curated record. Bases 1 to 1035 code for a protein of 344 amino acids. The transcript has a single exon.